This is a messenger RNA of Asparagus officinalis (garden asparagus), 1694 nucleotides long. Its product is annotated as protein DENND6A. The transcript is spliced from 3 exons. The record is from RefSeq and is a predicted model, not a curated record. Gene Ontology annotation, cellular component: recycling endosome. Gene Ontology annotation, molecular function: guanyl-nucleotide exchange factor activity. The coding region runs from base 312 to 1280 and encodes 322 amino acids. Lineage: Eukaryota; Viridiplantae; Streptophyta; Magnoliopsida; Asparagales; Asparagaceae.
CUCCCCCAUUGGUUCGUCGGUGCUUCGGCUUCGGCUGGCCUCCGACCGAUUGCCCCUUCGCGGAGUCGCCGAUCUUUGUGCCCUUCGCGGGGGCUGCUGUUGCAUCUGUGGACUCUUGGGAGCUCAUGCUGCUCGGCGACCCGAUCCUUGUUAUCGCCCCGACGCCGACGCUUUGCUCGCGAGGCGCGUGGCUGCCCUCGUCGCAUUGUUAGCCCCCUCAACGUGGCUGUCGACUUAGGCCUUAUUUCACUAUCCACGACCCCGAUUUUGCACGACUGAACUCCAUUCCGAAAGGCCACCCGUUUCCCCCGAUGGUCCUCGGUGUCACCAAUCUCUUCUUCUUGAAAUCGCUCGCCGCCGUCCCGCAUGUGGUUUCGGUCGGAGCGCCGCCACCGCAGAAUGCGGGUGCGCCUGCGGCAGUGCAGACGAGGUUCUCUCCUGGUGGGUUCUUGAAUAAGGUGAGGAUGAAGAGGGAAGGGCCACUGUGCUUGAUGACACAGCAUAAAGAGGCGAUUUUUAGCGGGUAUGUGCCCGUGACGAAGCCUGACACUGGGGUUCUUAAUAGGUUGGUGGACGCUGGGACGGCGCAGAGGAUUGAGGAGUCUAUGGCUGUUGUGAAUAACGAUAUAUUGAGACGGCAUUUUGUGGAGCUUACGACGAAUUUUCUUGCUCCUUUUGGGCCUUAUUUGAGGGCUUCCGCUCCUUUGGAAGGGAGUUCUCCUUUUGUUGAGCCGACACAGUUGCCUCAGUUUCGGGUUGAUGAGUUUCUUAAUGGCCUUGCAGAGAGAGGGCCCGGGAAGUUCUUGGCUAAGAGGAUGAAGUCCAAUUGGCUUGAUUUGUAUAGACGGUUUUUGGAAGGGAAGAAUUUCAUGUCAUGGUUCCAGAGCAGGCGAGCUGCUGCGGAGCAAGAACAGAGGAAACUGUAUAGGCAGGCUCGAAUCAACUGUGAUAUACAGAAGCUUAUAUCAAGAAUGUCUGAGGUGGAGAUUGUUGAUUCCUUUAAUGCUAUCGAGCGGCAUUUGCUUGCAGAGAUACAGCAGUUCAAAGGUGGGAAUGCAGACUCCUCAGCAGCAUGCCAGAAACUGAAGGGAGAUCUGCAGGCGGUAUUCAAUGUGCUUCCUAAAGACAUGCAGCAGCUUUUGCUCUUCAAUCCUAAGAGAGCUUCUCUCAUUCAGGGCAAAAUCAGCCUCGGCGAGCAGUCCACAAAACUCCCAGGCCAUAUUAUAAUUUCUGAAAGUCCGAGGACGCCAGGAACACCAUCACCAUUUCUCCGGACAUAAAACUCAGUACAUUUUUUUCUCUUCUGCGAAAGAUUGGUUUUGGUUCUGUUACCAGAUGCAAGCCUCUUUUUUCAUGCUGUGCUUCUCGUGUUAGCAGUAAUCAAUCAACAUGGUGGCCGUCGACCAAGAGUGAGAUUUAUUCAAUUAUCGAUUGCCCAGGUCUCAAUGAUUUAGAGUGGGGGCGCAAAAUGACAGCCUCCAUUGUACGAUAUGUUUUAUUGUACUGUAUGUUGAAAUCUUCGGGCAGAAAUUAAUUUAUCUAAUGCUUCUUAGUUUGUUGAAGACAAGAUAAGAUGCAAACUUCCUGUUAACCAAGAGGGGAGAUUAGCAGUUUGUUGUUUAUUCUCUCUCGUGUAUGUACCUCAAGUGGGCACAUAAUAUAUGAAGGAAGCAUGAUGAUGGUAUGUUUUUCUC